Molecule: messenger RNA, 339 nt
Organism: Penicilliopsis zonata CBS 506.65
Lineage: Eukaryota; Fungi; Ascomycota; Eurotiomycetes; Eurotiales; Aspergillaceae
Exons: 3
Biological process (GO): translation
Cellular component (GO): cytosolic small ribosomal subunit; ribosome
Molecular function (GO): structural constituent of ribosome; mRNA binding
Source: RefSeq, a predicted model, not a curated record
AGCGGUCGCAACAAGAAGGGCCGCGGCCACGUCAAGCCCGUCCGUUGCUCCAACUGUGCUCGCUGCACUCCCAAGGACAAGGCCAUCAAGCGCUUCACCAUCCGCAACAUGGUCGAGUCCGCUGCCAUCCGUGAUAUCUCUGACGCCUCCGUCUUCACCGACUACGCCGUCCCCAAGAUGUACCUGAAGCUCCAGUACUGCGUGUCCUGCGCUAUCCACGGCAAGAUCGUCCGUGUCCGCUCUCGUGAAGGUCGUCGCAACCGUGCUCCCCCCCCGCGGAUCAGGUACAACAAGGAUGGCAAGAAGCUGAGCCCCCCUCAGGCCGCCAAGUCUAUGUAA